AUGCCUCAAUCUAACCUUGGCUCCGGUAUCGCAGUUGCCGCCUUUGUUGCGGUGACGUAUGAUUUGUCGCUCACAUUCGGACAAGAGGUCGAACUCAUCUGGAGACAACGGUGGUCGCUCAUGACAGUUAUGUACCUCAGUGCACGCUAUCUUGGAAUCUUAUAUGCUGCCAUGGCUAUCCCGGUUAAUGUUCCGACCAUCUCGCUGACAGAUACAGUGACAGUGGGUUUUGUUCUUUACUACCAACUUCUUGGUUCGCUCAUAACUGCCACACUAUACUGCCACAGAUGCUUCAUUAUAUCCAUCGUACAGAAUUGGAUGGGUGUGUUGGUGUUUGCACUGCUGUGGGUCAUCAUCAUCGCUCGGUUGCAUGCCAUGUAUCAACAAUCCAGAAAGAUCCUGAUAUUUCUCGUUGUCACCUUCCUGGCAAUCAACACUUUUGACGGAGUGACAGCCUUAAUGUCAACGAUGCAUACUUCAGGAGAGGAACUCAUUCUCUCCGGCACUUACCAGUGCAGGAUUAAUAUAGGAGAUAUCUUAGUUCUGGAUUCUGCUGCUUGGAUAGUCUCCAUUGUGUGGGAGGUCCUCACACUAUGUCUCGCAGUCUGGAUUGCGGUAAAACGCUUCCGUGAACUGCGAUUACAUGCGGCAGGAGGGAUUAUCGGGGACUGUUUUACGGUGUUGAUGAAAACUCACGUGGUUUACUUUGCGAGCUUUGUUGCUGUCUCUUGCUCUAACCUCAUUAUUAUAUUCUCUCCAACAUCAUCAACGAGCCUAUAUGUCGUAGAAGACCUGACUUUGUAUGGCUUGUUGCAGAUUUUGGAUGUCAUGCAGAUUUUCGUGCUAGGACCAUGGCUGAUCCUUGGCAUUCGAGAAUAUAAUGCUAAACUCGUGGCUGACUCCGACGCAGCAACCGGCAUGACCUCAAUCGCUUUCCAAGAGCGCGUGCAUGUAUCGACUAGCAGUAGUGUGUAA
Messenger RNA from Suillus plorans, 975 nucleotides. RefSeq lists its product as uncharacterized. The transcript is spliced from 13 exons. The record is from RefSeq and is a predicted model, not a curated record. NCBI's taxonomy places the organism in Eukaryota, Fungi, Basidiomycota, Agaricomycetes, Boletales, Suillaceae. Bases 1 to 975 code for a protein of 324 amino acids.